UAAUCUUGCGUGGCUUUUAUUUUGAAAUCCGUGGGAAUUGAACGUCACUUAUUUUUCCUGUUUUCACCGGAGGUGCCGCGUCGUGUGUGUGAUUAUUAUUAUUACAGUCAGUUUGCAGACAAUGGCUGAUGAUGGUCCAGCAGAGGAUUAUCCCACCGAAAUCGAGGAAAACCUCAAUGAUUUUGACUCCUCUGUCAGCUCUGUCCAGAAUAUGGUCCAAACACUUGUGUCUGUAUCCAGAAGUGACCAUCUGCUUAAACUGGAUCCUCUUGAUCAAGCUAAACUGGAUCUGAUGUCUGCAUAUGCCCUCAACUCAAUGUUCUGGAUGUAUCUGGUGACACAAGGAGUCAAUCCGAAAGACCAUGCGAUCAAACAGGAAUUGGAGAGAAUCAGGGCAUAUAUGAACAAAAUUAAAGAGAUCACGGACAAAAGAAAAGCUUCACGUCUGGACAAAGGUGCGGCAUCACGGUUUGUUCGGAAUGCACUGUGGGAUGCUGAGGACAAGAAAAGAAAGGACACAACUGAGCAUUCCCGCAAAGGAAAACACACAAGGUUUUCUUGAUUGACUGGUGAAACACAUUGAAGUUUCUCAACAAAUAUUUAGCAGACUUUGAGAUCAAGCGCAACAAAUUUCUCAACGCACUGAGGACUUGCUUAAGAAGUGUACCAUUUACCCUGUGACUGUUCAUGAUGCUGUGUUGUUCAUGGUGUACAUGUGUUGAGUAGGAUCAUUAUUUUCAAAAUGGCUUGUUUAAAACUAAAAAUGAAACCCCAUGCAAGUUACCUUUUUUUUUUUUUUUAAUUUCUUUUAUUAUUUUAUUCUUUAAUGUAGUCUUGAGUUUGUUUUAUAUCUGGGGUUACAUAAUCUGAAAUGUGUGAUGUGGACCAUCCAUAAUACCAGUCCCAUUAAAACAUCUAAAUCCUC
Messenger RNA from Ctenopharyngodon idella (grass carp), 925 nucleotides. It is a transcript of the gene c1d, whose product is annotated as C1D nuclear receptor corepressor. Gene Ontology annotation, molecular function: DNA binding; RNA binding. Gene Ontology annotation, biological process: regulation of gene expression; maturation of 5.8S rRNA. Gene Ontology annotation, cellular component: exosome (RNase complex); nucleolus. NCBI's taxonomy places the organism in Eukaryota, Metazoa, Chordata, Actinopteri, Cypriniformes, Xenocyprididae. The record is from RefSeq and is a predicted model, not a curated record. Bases 122 to 562 code for a protein of 146 amino acids. The transcript has 5 exons.